UGGUGGUGCGACCGUUUCUAGCGAGGGAAACCGAUCGUCGUGGAGGAAAUAUUGAAGUUGAAUAUUGUGGUGCAAUUCUAGGGAAAAACGCUGCCCUCUGGUUCCCAUCGACUAUUGUUAAACUUACACGUUUGUUUUCAGCUAGUGAGGUGUGCAAAUUCUACGUGAAUUACGGAUCACAGUUUUCUCUUAUAGGAUCCCGAAUAUUGCCCAUACAAAUAGUAAAAGGGAGUGCACAAACACAGGCAACCAGGUUGCGUCACAGCAGGAACUGUUUGGACGUGGUGCUUUUCCAGUGUAACAAAUCUAGUGUUUACUUUAUAAUAUCUGUCUUAUCUUUCGUUUGCAAAUCCUAUCAGUAAAACGCCCAGAAGAAUUUGGGAUACCUACAAAGUAUCGAGCACAUCAAUUGUGUAGAUACAUACGCACACAUAACAAAGCAAAAGAAGUGAAAGCCUAAUCAACCCUUGCCAACAGAUAUUUUGGGGGAGAAAAAACAGGAACACAAACCACACACAGCAAUGAAGUUGGACUUAUCCAGUGUCGUUCCGAAGGCAACGGCAGACGAUAAUUCUGUCUCGUCGGCCAGCAGCGGUUCUAUCGGUAGCAAUACAAGCGCAACAGUUGAGGAUUCAAGUAUCACGAACGUCAUCAGCAGUGGCGGCAGUAAUAGCAACAGCCAACAUCGGCUAACCGCGGGGCUAGGGAAGCUGCCGUUCGAUAGUGCCUUAAACACCCUAGGAGUUCCCCAGCCGGCACAUCAAGCUAGCAGCGUUAUCAUCACUCGACCGGUAAGUUUGUUCGCCUCCUUUGAUGGUAUCCACAGUGGUGUUCCCACGAAAACGACCCCGACGCUGACGCCAACCACGCUCAAAAACAUUGAGCAAACCUUCAUGGAGCUGACAAACGACAACUCCAGUAACAUUCCCUGUCAGGCCGGUUUUGUCCCACCGGCGUACCCGUUCGAUGAUCACAGUCAAGAUCAGGACAACAGUCGCGAUUCGAUGAGCUCUGGCACCAACAGUUCAUGGCAGGUUACCCCUCCGCCCAUUAUCUCUGAGGAUAUGGACUCGAAAGAUUCCACCGCGUCGCGCGAGGCAACUUCCGAGUCCCGCUUGCUAAUGUCCCGUGCCACCGGUAUGCAGGCAGCUAUCAAUGUGAUGGUCCAGCAGAAUAAUACGGCAGUAAAACUGCUCGGUGCUGAGGGUACCAAUGCAAAUGUAGCGCUUCCUACGCCACGCAACUCUCGACGCAUGGGAGGUAGACGUCCAACGAAGGCAUCGAAUCUUACCCCCGAAGAAGAGGAGAAACGACGUGUCCGUCGCGAGAGAAACAAAAUGGCUGCGGCUCGCUGUCGACGACGACGAGAGGAUCACACCAACGAGUUGGUGGAUGAAACCGAUCAGUUGGAAAAGAAAAAGCAGGCCCUCCAGGACGAGAUCAAACAGUUGCAACAAGAGAAGGAAGAUUUGGAAUUUCUAUUUGAUUCACACCGGGAGCAUUGUCGUUGGCAGGGUCGCCGCAGCCCGCAGGAACGAAAACCAGUCGAGCUACAACAGUCGUUACAGCACGUAGCUACCGAUCUCAAAAUCAUACCACCAAUGAAAAUCAAAGCAGAACCCGAGGAGCUUCCGGAACAGCCACCUGCGAAGAAGUUGAUCCUCUCCAACACCCUGACGGACAGCCUUGACACACCGACACCACUCAGCAUCGCACCGGUUCUGACCAGUGUAAACCUGCCGAAGACGAUGACACUUCCGUUUAGCGCCAGUGUGUUAAAUACACCUACCAUAACCUUCUCCGGAGGUCGUCCAAGCAGACCGGUUAGUUUGGAUGUGAAAUCAACUACCGCCUUUCCGCUGCUGAACGUACGGAAUAUACCGAUGGACACCGGUGUCGGCAUUUCUACGCCCUCGAGCGGACUGUUCAAUUUCGAUAGCCUGAUGGACGGUGGUACCGGCUUGACGCCGAUCGCAGCACCCAUUUCCCUCCAGUCAAAUCGCGGUCCGCUGGAUCUCAUCACGCCCAGCACCAGUGAACCGUCGAAACUGUGCAGCCUGUGAAGGGGUAGGGUAUAUAUAGCAAAUGAAAGCAAUUUAGUUGAGUAUGAACGAGUGUGAAUUUACAGAUGGCGUUGUGAUUUUAAUCUUAACAUUUUAUAAUGCUAUAACGGAAUAUUGUAAGCUGCAUGUCUGAUGUCUGAACGCAUGAGGAUGUGGUCGCCAUUCAGUGAUUAGAUUAUACGCUAUCUUUGUUAUGUUCUUAAUUUGCAAAAGUUUUAUUUUGAACCUUCAAAAUUAGAAAUCAUUAUAUAUUUAUUCACGGUCACUUUAGUUAUAGCUCAAGCGAAUAAAGAUGUAGAAAAGUUUUUUUGUUGAAACCUAAAUCUAUGCUAUUGGUGCCUUUUAUUAUAAUAUUUUCACCUACCUACGGUCUACCGAUUUCUACUACCAUUUUUCGUUUGUUAUAUUUCAUUAAACUAGUUUUCAUCUGGAACAGUAUGAAAAAGGUAAUUGACGAAUAAGUUUACGCGUUAUUUUUAAUCAUAUUAGUAAAGUAUUAAAAAAGUAAAAUCUAGAAACGACAUCCGAGCAGCGAUCCAUUUAUGAAUAUAUUUCUGGAUUCAACUGGAAAUAAGCAGAAAAAAUGUCCAUCCAUUUCUUCAAGAAAACAGGAGUGUACGAUUGAAUAAGUGCAUAAUGCUAGAACGGAAAUGACAUGCAUGAAAGAUAAGGCAGCGUUUCACAAUGCAACGAAAAAAAGGAAGAGAAAUAUUUACAGUUUACUUUAUCUACACAAGCCACCAACAAAAACCUUGUCCUUAUCUUACUCAUUUUAAAUUUCUGUUCGGCGGGUUAUAGCAAAGAAAACAACAGAAACAAAAACGAAAAUUAACAUCAAACAGAAACUUAGCUAUUAGUUGCUUUAUGAUUAAGCGGCAACCCGAAAAUGCCAUACUAUAUCGAUAAUACCAAUUGAAACCAAAAAUUUGCAGAAAAAAAUAACAAUGCUGGUUUUGACUUGCAUUAGAACCAAAAAGAAAGACGUGUAUGUGUAACCUUCGGCGUCCAUAAGAUAAGCAAAUGCGUUGAAUUUUUGAAUAAAGAUUCAACAUCUUAAUAUUUCGUUUAUCAUUUAUACAUCAGUGUAAUUACAAAAAGAGAAUAAAUAAAACUUUGUUAUGGAA
Messenger RNA from Topomyia yanbarensis, 3187 nucleotides. RefSeq names its product transcription factor kayak (gene kay). The record is from RefSeq and is a predicted model, not a curated record. Bases 522 to 2063 code for a protein of 513 amino acids. The transcript has 3 exons. Gene Ontology annotation, biological process: regulation of transcription by RNA polymerase II. Gene Ontology annotation, molecular function: DNA-binding transcription factor activity, RNA polymerase II-specific; RNA polymerase II cis-regulatory region sequence-specific DNA binding. Gene Ontology annotation, cellular component: nucleus. Lineage: Eukaryota; Metazoa; Arthropoda; Insecta; Diptera; Culicidae.